Messenger RNA from Saccoglossus kowalevskii, 1292 nucleotides. RefSeq lists its product as uncharacterized. The record is from RefSeq and is a predicted model, not a curated record. NCBI's taxonomy places the organism in Eukaryota, Metazoa, Hemichordata, Enteropneusta, Harrimaniidae.
GUUAUACAUAGCAGUAUGACAACAAAAUAACUCUAGCAGUUCCUGUUGAGACGUACAGAAACUAUCUUGCAGAAUACAUCUAUUGUUGUCUUACUGGUGAAACACCCGACUUGUGACAAAUGGACGUGUUCCAUAAAAUCAACGAGUGUGAAUUGAACCCAGGAGACCAUAUAUAUGUAUGGAAGACAAUGUAUUUAUACUCGCAUCACGGGAUUGUAGCGGGGAGAAAAGGAGGUGUUUGGCAAAUCAUACAUUUUACUCCAGAUGAGUGGAAAUCUAAGAGUACAGCCAGGAUUAGAAUAACGUCUCUUGAUGAAUUUAGAGAAGGCAGUAUUGGGGACAUACGAUUAUAUAGGUAUGGUUAUCCCUGGAUCGUUUGCUUUUUUAAGAGACGUGGAACCUGCUGUCAUGUGUUCAGUGAUCAUGUGGAUGUUGUUUUGCGUCGAGCUAGAGAGUGUUUAAAUUUGGGCCUGCCUGUAGAUGGGGAGUAUCAUUUAUUGGUGAACAACUGUGAACAUUUCUGCUUGUACUGUAAAUUGGGGCCAAAUUACAAACACCUACAACAUUUUAGUCAAGCAGCAUUCUAGCCAAAAUGAGCAUGGCUCUAAAAUGUUAGAUUGUGUUCAAACAUAAUUGCCAUGGUUCAUCGUAUUAUGAGAGAAGUCCAGGAUUUAGCACCAUGGUUGACCACGGUGAACAUUUUUGCAAACAGACUCUGUCAGGUUUUAACACGUUUGAAAGUGUGUUUCCUCGUGAGUUUUCUGGCAGCCAAAAUCAUAGCAAACAUGUUCGAACACAGUUACAGUCGCAGACAGUGAAAUAGUUUGUCAUUUUUAGUCAUACAUAUUAUUGUUCUAGUUCUACCUGCAUUAUAUUAUGUUAGUUCCUUUUGGUUUUCUAGGUAUAUUUCCAUUACAUGAUUUACCUUAUAUGCCAAUCUUUAUUGGAUACAAUUUAAGUGAUGGUGAGAAAAAGGUAAUUCGAUUUUUCUUCAUAUACAAACUGAGCUGAAACCAAUAUUUGUUGUAUAUAACAAAUAUUCCUUGUAGUGUUUUGAUGAUUGAUGAAGGAAAUGUACGAAGAAUGAUUUUGUAUUCUAAUUCUGAGCCAAACUAUAUUUUUGUUCUGUAAUAUUCAUAAUAAGCUAUCACAGUACUUCAUCGUCAACUAUGAAUAGUCUUGUUUUCAUUUAUUUGAAAUAUACUUACUGUUGUAUAAAAAUAAUCUCAGAUAUGGCCACAUUUUUACUAAAAAAUAAAUCUUUAAUAAUGAUAAAAUGAUUAAUGAUGUAA